UCAACCCUUAAAAAAUCAUAUCACGAUGAAAGUUUGCUUUUUAUUUAUUUUCCUUUCAAUAUCAAAUGUCAUGAGCGCUCAUACAUUAACCCAUAAUUAUAAUUCAAGCUACAGUUAUCGAGAGAAAUCUAAAGAUAAACAAAACAAUAGAGAUAGAGAUAGAGACAGAGAUCGCGAAUACGUCUUUGAGGAGACCAGUCUAUCACUGAGAGAUAUUCUCCCGAUAAAGCCAAAACAAUAUGAUAAAAACCGAGCCCCUAAACUACAGGGACAACCCACAAUUGUCUAUUUUCAUGUAACAGUUCUAUCAUUAGAUUCUAUCAACGAAGAAUCAAUGACUUAUGUCACUGACAUAUUUCUUGCACAAAGUUGGAGAGAUCCUCGACUUAGACUUCCAGAAAAUAUGAGCGAAGAAUACAGAAUAUUAGACGUAGAAUGGCUGCACAAUAUAUGGCGUCCAGAUUGUUUCUUUAAGAAUGCCAAAAGUGUGACGUUUCAUGAAAUGAGCAUUCCCAACCAUUACCUUUGGCUUUACCACGACAAAACGCUUUUAUACAUGUCCAAAUUAACUUUAGUAUUAUCCUGUGCUAUGAAAUUCGAAUCUUAUCCUCACGAUACUCAAGUGUGUUCAAUGAUGAUUGAGAGCUUAUCGCACACCGAUAACGAUCUUGUUUUUAUUUGGAACAUGACCGAUCCCUUGGUGGUAAAUCCGGAAAUAGAAUUACCACAGUUAGAUAUUUCCAAUAAUUACACCACCGAUUGCACCAUAGAAUAUUCGACAGGUAAUUUUACUUGCUUGGCGGUCGUAUUUACCCUGAGACGUCGUUUGGGCUAUCAUUUAUUCCACACUUACAUCCCAUCAGCUCUUAUCGUUGUCAUGUCCUGGAUAUCGUUCUGGAUCAAACCGGAAGCCAUCCCGGCGAGAGUUACUCUCGGAGUAACUUCGCUUUUAACGUUGGCUACACAAAACACCCAGUCUCAACAGUCACUGCCACCGGUGUCCUAUGUUAAAGCGAUUGAUGUCUGGAUGUCGAGUUGUUCAGUUUUUGUCUUUUUGUCUCUUAUGGAGUUUGCAGUAGUUAAUAACUACAUGGGCCCCGUAGCUACCAAAGCAAUGAAAGGCUAUUCCGAUGAAGAUAUUAACUCUGACAUUAACGACUUUAAGCAGCAAGAUAUAGAUAGACCACGUUUCGGAAGUCAGCCCCAAUAUGACACUUUUUGCCAUGGAAGAAGUACAGCUAUAUGUAUAGACCAAUUUUCUAGGUUCUUCUUCCCAUUUUCAUUCUUUAUUUUGAACGUUGUAUACUGGUCAACAUUCUUGUAA
Messenger RNA from Agrilus planipennis (emerald ash borer), 1324 nucleotides. It is a transcript of the gene HisCl1, whose product is annotated as glycine receptor subunit alpha-4. The transcript has 8 exons. Gene Ontology annotation, cellular component: membrane; neuron projection; synapse. The record is from RefSeq and is a predicted model, not a curated record. NCBI's taxonomy places the organism in Eukaryota, Metazoa, Arthropoda, Insecta, Coleoptera, Buprestidae. Bases 26 to 1324 code for a protein of 432 amino acids. Gene Ontology annotation, molecular function: neurotransmitter receptor activity; extracellular ligand-gated monoatomic ion channel activity; transmembrane signaling receptor activity. Gene Ontology annotation, biological process: regulation of membrane potential; nervous system process; chloride transmembrane transport.